AUGGUCCGGACAUUUGGUGUUGUCGAGAGAGAUGUUGCAAAAUGGGUUGGCGUCCUAUCUGCCAUAUUUGCCCUUUGCCAAUGCAUCACUGCUGUUCCCUGGGGAAAUUUAUCUGACCGAAUUGGGCGCAAACCCGUAAUAUUAACGUGUCUCUCUAUUACGAUGUUUUUUACCCUUCUCUUCGGAGUCUCAACUUCGCUACCCAUGGCUGUGUUAGCGCGCGCUUGUCUUGGGUUCAGCAGUGGGAAUGUUGGGAUUAUUCGAACCGUCGUGGCCGAGCUUGUACCCGAGCGUGAACUUCAACCUCGGGCCUUCAGUUUAAUGCCCCUAGUAUGGACUAUUGGGAGCAUAUUUGGCCCUGCGUUCGGAGGAGCUCUUGUGAAUCCGGUAAAGAAAUACCCAGAAAUUUUCAGAAAUAGUCAUUUUUUCAAGACGUACCCAUUUGCCCUGCCAAAUAUACUUUCAGGAGGCUUCUUUAUUAUCGGAAUUAUCACGGGUUUUCUAUUCUUGAAGGAAACUCUAUCAUUCAAAAAGAACGAGCGAGACUAUGGUCUCAUCCUUGGUGAAAUGCUAACUAGCGUGUGCUGCCGCUGCAGAAGAAAGCCGGUAAAGAAUCCUGGGCAUGGAGACGACGAAUCCACUCCCCUUCUUGGUGAUCGUCGGAUACCUGUAUCGGCCGCAAGCAAGGAACAAAAACGGCCGAAUACCUCUGCUAAGUGGACGGAGGUUUUAACCUUCCAGUCUGUGAUAAUUCUCUCAAUAUAUGCUUCGUUAGGGCUCCAUAGUGUUGCUUUCGACUCUGUGCUGCCCGUGUUUUUAAACCAUCCAAGGCAGAAACUGGAAAAUAACCCGGAUGUGAAACUUCCGUUCAAGUUCUCCUCUGGGUUUGGUAUAGACUCACAGGCCAUUGGUAUUUUGUUUACCCUCAAUGGAGUAGUAGGAAUGAUUGUUCAAUUUUUCAUUUUCCCCCCAACAGCCAAACGCUUCGGGGUCCUACGUUGCUUUAAAGUAUCAGCUCUCAUGUUUCCAGUUCUUUACUUCCUUACGCCUUUUCUCGCCCUCUUCCCCACAGGUAGCACUCGUCAGCUUGCAACAGUAAUCCUGAUGGCAAUCAAGCUGAGUGCUGUGGUUUUUGCGUUCCCAUCAUCCAUCAUCCUUCUUACAAAUUCCGCUUCAAGUGUUUCUGUCCUUGGAACCUUGAAUGGAGUCGCAACGAGCGCUUCUGCUAUAGGCAGGGCCAUUGGUCCGGCUGCACUGGGGGCCAUAUUCUCCAUUGGCGUCAAAGCAGGAUACAUGAUAAUACCUUGGUGGACCCUGGCGUUCAUAGCAGCUAUCAGCGCGCUCCCAGCUUUUUGGAUCAUUGAAACAGACGGCUUCGCUGGUGAUACAGAAGAGCAAGAUAAUCAAGACACAGUCGUUGUGGUUGGUGAUGCGGAACAGGAUAGCCCACCCCUUCUAGAGGUAGGUAAUGUGCGACCUGAAAACACAGCUGGCCCAAUAGAAGCUAGCAAUUCAGACGGUAAAGCCGCCGGCGAUGAGCCCGCCUUGUCAGCACCAUCCAGCUCCUAA
Trichophyton benhamiae CBS 112371 is the source of this 1569-nucleotide messenger RNA. RefSeq lists its product as uncharacterized. Gene Ontology annotation, molecular function: transmembrane transporter activity. Gene Ontology annotation, biological process: transmembrane transport. The record is from RefSeq and is a predicted model, not a curated record. NCBI's taxonomy places the organism in Eukaryota, Fungi, Ascomycota, Eurotiomycetes, Onygenales, Arthrodermataceae. The coding region runs from base 1 to 1569 and encodes 522 amino acids. The transcript is spliced from 3 exons.